Messenger RNA from Zychaea mexicana, 423 nucleotides. RefSeq lists its product as uncharacterized. Gene Ontology annotation, biological process: transmembrane transport. Lineage: Eukaryota; Fungi; Mucoromycota; Mucoromycetes; Mucorales; Lichtheimiaceae. The transcript has a single exon. The annotation marks the transcript as partial. The record is from RefSeq and is a predicted model, not a curated record.
AUGACUGGAUGGUUUUCAUCAUCGGGCGUGGCGCAAAUGGUCGUACUCGUGCUUUUCGAAGCCGCCUACUUUGCCCUGCAUAUCUUCCGGCAACCUUACGCAUCCCGACACGUUAACUUUCAACAGAUCCUCUUUGGCGCAUUCCGGCUUGUGAUUACGCUGCUCAACAUUACCUAUGUGGACACACUGAACAUCCUUGAUCGCAAUAAGCAGGCGGUCGCAUAUACCCAAGUGACACUCCACUGCAUUGUCUUUCUUUUGAUGUUUGCAUUUCCUAUCCGCAAUCUGGUCGUGCUGCUUACGGGAUUGGCGGAUGAUGAAAUCUAUGAAGCAGGUGCUCCGCCUGCAAGGAUGGCCAUCUGGCGUCGCAAACGAACGUUCGGACGGCGAGAAAUGCAUCAGCGUGUGCCUGCAAACGACGAA